Molecule: messenger RNA, 1267 nt
Organism: Rhopalosiphum padi (bird cherry-oat aphid)
Lineage: Eukaryota; Metazoa; Arthropoda; Insecta; Hemiptera; Aphididae
Product: apolipoprotein D-like
Exons: 4
Coding region: 583-1206 (207 amino acids)
Molecular function (GO): pigment binding
Source: RefSeq, a predicted model, not a curated record
CGUGGCGUAGGUACUACACGUCUGCCGCCAGAACCCGUUCACCUAGUAUAUAUAGAUAUAAUAUUAUUACAAAUUACAGUUUAUUACCCACCUAACCUACCUAUAUGUACGUAAUAUUAUAAUAUAUCUGGCCGGUUGUCCAGCAAAUACCCACCUCUAUAUUAUAUAUACCAUCACUCGACCCGCGUGUGCGCCGUCGGAAAGAACUACCAUAUAGUAUACACUAUACAGUCAUAGUUAGUCAUUCAGUGAUUGGGUAUUUCUCAAACGAGAGGGAGCCCACCGUGGUACCACUUAUUAUACAUACCUAUCUAAAUUUAUAUAUAUUUUUUUACGAGCCCGUACGAGAAAACGCCGUGACUAAUGUAGGUCCACUGUCUAUCGACAGCGGACUCAUGGACCGAUGACCUUAUACAUUUUGUAUUGAGUAGGCAUCCGACCGUUUAUAAUACAUUAAUACUAUUAUACCAGCUACAUAGACUGUGCUGUUGCGACUCGUGUCCCGCAAGACGCGUAUUACUAAUAUUUAUACCGAUAUAAAAGUAUUACUGUUUUAUCGAGUUUUAUAGUAGGUCUAACGCGAUGCUCGGCGUAACGGUGUUCGGAACGUGUCGAAAUAAAAUGUCAGUUAUCUGUAUAUUAUUAUUGUCGUUUGGUGUCUUCGUCGGCGGUCAAAGUCUGGGAAAAUGUCCGAAAAAGGAGACUAUGAAGACAUUCGACCCUAAAGAGUUUGAAGGACAAUGGUACGAAGUGGAGAAAACGUUCUAUAUGAUGGAGAUGACUGCUAGUUGCACGUCUUUCAAUUUUACUUUAAACCCUGAUGGAACAUCGUACAAAGUACAUAUUGGAACAAAAAAUAGAAUAACGGGCAACCCGAAUAUAUUUUCCGGAAUGGCGACACUUGUAUCGAAAAGCAAAUCCGUACUCAACUACCAAGCCGAUAGUCGACUUCCUGGGUUGUUUUCGCGUAUGAUACCCACCACCGGUCUGUAUCACAUCAUGUACUCGGAUUACCGCAACUAUACUGUCCUGUGGUCGUGUACGAGUUUUGGUCUUUUCCACACAGAUAUUAUUUGGGUUUUGGGAAGAGAACGAGAUCUCACAGCGACAUCCCGGGCUGAACUUUACAACUUAUUGUAUGAACUGAACAUUAAUCCCGAUCGACUAAUAUUAUCUAAACACGAGAAAUGUGAAGAAUUUUUCUAAUUUAAAUUUAAAAUGAAACAGACAUUUUAAAUUUAAAUAAAAGUACUAGUCAAUACAGUAA